AUAACUCCAGCAGUGCCAAGUCAGACAUGGACAUGGCCUACGAAAGGGCCAGGGUGCACCUUGUCUCUGAGGACACUGCCAGCAGCCCUGUGGUGGGCAAGUCAAUAUUGAAGAAGACUGUGACAGUGACAGAAACUCCUUCAGCAGUUUUCCAUUACAGUGAUGUGCAGGAUUCCUGUAACACCAAACAUAUUGAUGCCAUUGUGGAAGCAGCAAAGAAAGACCUUUCAACCUUGAUGAAACUUGAUAAUCCUGCACUGUUGAAUGGCAAAGUGACACUGCAUCAGGUUACUGCUGGCACUGUGCUGUCGAGGCAAGGAGAUCAGGAUGUUAACGUUUGCUUUGUGGUCUCGGGGAUGCUCCAUGUGUACCAGAGGAAGAUAGACUCUGAGGAGGACACCUGCCUCUUCAUAACCCACCCUGGGGAGCUCGUAGGCCAACUCGCCGUCCUCACCGGGGAACCACUCAUCUUCACCAUCAAGGCCAACAGAGACUGCAGCUUCCUCUCCAUUUCCAAGUCCCAUUUCUAUGAGAUAAUGAGGGAGCAGCCCAGUGUGGUUCUGGGGGUGGCCCACACUGUUGUGAAGAGGAUGUCCCCGUUCGUUAGGCAAAUUGACUUCGCCCUGGACUGGAUGGAAGUUGAGGCAGGAAGAGCUGUUUACAGGCAGGGAGACAAGUCUGACUGCACAUACAUCGUGCUGAACGGUCGCCUGCGCUCAGUCUUACGCAUGGAUGAUGGGAAGAAACACCUGACCGGAGAGUACGGCCGAGGGGACCUCAUUGGAGUGGUAGAGGCACUGACCCACCAGCCCAGAGCCACCACCGUGCACGCGGUCAGGGACUCGGAGCUCGCCAAGCUCCCGGAGGGAGCUCUGAUAUCCAUCAAACGCAAAUUCCCACAGGUUGUGACUAGACUUAUUCACUUGCUGGGUGAGAAGAUUCUUGGCAGUCUGCAGCAGGGAGGUCAUCCUCUUGGAUUACACAGCUCCAGCAGCAAGUGGGAUGCAGGAAAUCCUGCCAGCAACCUCUCCACUGUGGCAAUCAUGCCAGUGUCUGAAGAGGUGCCACUGACAGCCUUCACUCUGGAGCUCAAGCAUGCUCUCAGUGCUGUGGGUCCUGCCCUGCUGCUCACCAGUGACAACAUCAAGCAGCGAUUGGGUUCUGCUGCGCUCGACAGUAUCCACGAGUACCGCCUGACCAGCUGGCUGGGCCAGCAGGAGGACAUCCACCGCAUCGUGCUCUACCAGGCCGACAGCACCCUGACCCCCUGGACCCAGCGCUGCAUCCGCCAGGCUGACUGCAUCCUCAUCGUGGGGCUGGGAGACCAGGAGCCUACAGUGGGAGAGCUGGAGAGGAUGCUGGAGAACACUGCAGUGCGAGCCCAGAAGCAGCUCAUCCUGCUCCAUAAGGAGGAUGGACCUCUCCCUUCCCGAACUGUGGAAUGGCUCAACAUGAGGAGCUGGUGUUCUGCUCAUCUCCAUCUCCACUGCCCACGCAGAGUCUUUUCCAGAAGGAGCCUGCCCAAGCUGAUAGAGAUGUAUGAACGUGUGUUCCAGAAGCCUCCAGACCGUCACUCCGACUUCUCCCGCCUGGCUCGUGUCCUGACUGGCAACGCCAUCGCGCUGGUGCUCGGGGGUGGAGGGGCAAGGGGCUGCUCCCAGGUGGGUGUGAUCAGAGCCCUGAUUGAAGCUGGAAUCCCAGUGGAUAUGAUUGGAGGAACAUCCAUUGGCGCCUUCAUGAGCGCCUUGUACGCCGAGGAGCGCAGCUACAACCAGAUGAGGAUCAAAGCUCGCCAGUGGGCCAUGGUUAUGAACUCAGUGUUUAAGACUAUUCUAGACCUGACAUACCCAAUAACCUCUAUGUUCUCUGGAGCAGCUUUUAACAGCAGCAUCAACAACAUCUUCAAAGAUAAGCAGAUAGAGGACCUGUGGAUUCCUUACUUCACCAUCACCACUGACAUCACUGCCUCAGCCAUGAGGGUCCACAGGGAUGGCUCUCUGUGGAGGUAUGUCCGUGCCAGCAUGUCCCUCUCGGGGUACAUGCCUCCACUCUGUGACCCCAAGGAUGGCCAUCUCCUGAUGGAUGGAGGCUACAUCAACAACCUUCCAGCUGAUGUUGCCAGGUCCAUGGGUGCCAAGGUGGUGAUUGCCAUCGACGUGGGCAGCCGCGACGAGACAGACCUCACCAACUACGGCGACUGCUUGUCUGGCUGGUGGCUGCUCUGGAAGAGGUGGAAUCCACUGGCUGAGAAAGUCAAGGUGCUGAACAUGGCCGAGAUCCAGACACGGUUGGCCUACGUGUGCUGCGUGAGGCAGCUGGAGAUGGUGAAGAACAGCGACUACUGCGAGUACAUCCGUCCCCCCAUCGACCGCUACGGCACCCUGGACUUCGGCAAGUUCGACGAGAUCUGUGAAGUGGGCUAUCAGCAUGGGAAAACUGUGUUUAAUGUCUGGUGCAGGAGUGGAGUCCUUGACAAGAUGCUGAAGGACAGGCAAGAGACCUGCAAGUCCAAAACUGAUAACGUGACCUGUCCCACCACCUCCUUCACGGACCUGGCAGAGAUCGUGUCCCGCAUCGAGCCCGUGAAGGCGCCCGUGGCAGACGAUGAGUCAGACUACCAGACUGAGUACGAGGAAGAAAUUCUGGACAAUCAGAAGGAUGAUUAUCUCGAUUUUAUAAGCAACCAGGGUGAAGAAGACUCUGACUCGGAUGAAGACAUGCAGCUGAGAAAGCGCAGGAGUGUCCCCAGCACGGACAGCCAGGCAAGCAGCACGGGAGAGCCAGGCUAG
Molecule: messenger RNA, 2789 nt
Organism: Acanthisitta chloris (rifleman)
Lineage: Eukaryota; Metazoa; Chordata; Aves; Passeriformes; Acanthisittidae
Product: patatin-like phospholipase domain-containing protein 7
Exons: 23
Biological process (GO): lipid metabolic process
Cellular component (GO): endoplasmic reticulum
Molecular function (GO): phosphatidylcholine lysophospholipase A1 activity
Source: RefSeq, a predicted model, not a curated record